UCUCUUCGGGUAGUAAUCCUAGAGAGCUGCUGCCAGGGGUCCGCUCACGGCGACAGGGGAGCCAGGCCUUUCCGAGACUGUGACCACUGUGCAGACGCCUACGAUCCCUGGAUGGCUGUCGGCUCGCUCCGUUCUGCGCAUGCGCCCGCUUGUGGGCUCCGAGCUGCGAAGGUGCUUCGGGGAUUUGUCACCGGUAUCGUUUCGUCCAGUCGGAGGCUACACCUUUCCUGGUCCUUUGUCCUGAGAGCAGGCUUGGGCGGGCAUUUUCUGUCUGAGCUUGCUGACAUUUCUGGGUUGCCUAUAUCUCCAGUGUCCAGUUGAAGAAAUAUGAAGCCAAAAGAAGACCGAGGGAACUCACUGCCAUGUCUUUCAAGGAUUAUGGAGGCAGUGUUGGUAGAGGGGCUGGAUGAGGAGGAGAAGCUGGUGAGAAGGCAUCGCAAAGAGAAAAAGGAGUUGCAAGCCAAAAUUCAAGGUAUGAAGAAUGCUGUUCCCAAGAAUGACAAAAAGAGGAGGAAGCAACUCGCUGAUGAUGUUGCUAAGUUGGAAGCAGAAAUGGAAAAGAAACAGAGAGAGGAACUGGAACAAUGGAAGCUGACUUCUAAGCCUAGUAAAAUAGAGUCUGUUGCUGUUAACAUUUCAAACUUGGUUCUUGAGAAUCAGCUGCCUCGGAUAUCAAAAGCACAAAAGAGACGGGACAUAAAAGCUGCAUUAGAAAAGGAGCAGAAAGAAAGGAUAGCUGAAGCUGAAAUUGAGAACCUAUCUGGAGCUAGGCAUGUAGAAAGUGAAAAACUUGCUGAAAUAUUGGCAGCUAGACAGUUGGAAAUGAAACAGAUUCCAUCUGAUGGCCACUGUAUGUGUAGAGCCAUUGAAGAUCAACUGAAAGAACAGGAAUGCCCUCUGACUGUGGCUGCCUUAAGAAGUCAGACUGCUGAAUAUAUGCAAAGCCAGGUGGAAGAAUUUCUGCCAUUUUUAACAAACCCUAAUACAGGAGAUAUGUAUACUCCAGAAGAGUUUAGAAAGUACUGUGAUGAUAUUAUAAACACAGCUGCAUGGGGAGGUCAGCUUGAGCUAAGAGCCCUGUCUCAUAUUUUACAAACACCGAUAGAGAUAAUACAGGCAGAUUCUCCUCCUAUUGUAGUUGGCGAAGAAUAUCCCCCAAAACCAUUAAUACUUGUAUAUAUGAGACAUGCAUAUGAUUUAUGAGAACAUUACAAUUCUGUUAACAUGGUUGGUGAACAGAGCUACUGAAAAUUGGAGUUAGUUUACAAAAUGUUGCACAACUAUGUUUUAGUACAGAAUGCCGAUAUGAGUAUUCAUACCAAGUGCUGGAUUGUUCUAAAUGUUACUGGAAAACACAGCUAUCUUAAAUCAGGUUUUAUAGCAAAGCUGCUAACAAGUUUUUAAAAAAUAUGUCAGAGAUAAACUUUAACCAGUGUCCCCUAAAUGAUAUUUUAAAGACACGAGUCCAUUAUGGAGAACAUCAUUUAUAGACCAAGAUGCAACCCUAUUUGCUGAUGUUUUUAUUAAUAUAGGAUGUCCUGAACAUUCUGUUGAAAUAAUCUUAAGUGUUUUACUAAAAGCUUUCAGUAACCAUUUUAAUGUAAUUUUUCUUGAAGAAAUGAAAUGACUCAAUCUCUUUGUCAUUGCAGUAAUGUGGUGAUGGUGAUAUCACAUUUAAUGCUUAUGAAUGAACUUUAUUGCAGUAACUUUGGUAUUGAUGGGAUUAAUUCUGUGAAGCUUUUUUAUAACCCCAUCAAAGUGCAGCUAAGAAUCUUGCUUUAAUGAUUAAGAAUUUUAAAAUAUUUUUUCCGAUGGAAAUCAGUUGUUAAGUUUUAAGAAAUGAGACAAAUUUAAAGGUAAUUAGAUGAUGCUCCUUGUCAGUUUUAAACCUCUAAAGAAUUAUAGAUUAACCUUUUAUUUGUGUGUAACUUAAAAAGACCCAACAGAUUACUGUCUAAUUCAUUUGUUACUACUUGUUGUUUCUUAAAAUUCAGGAUGGAAUUAGUACCAUAAUUUCUUGAUUAUCUUCAUAACUACAAACUUUUAUAUGCUUUGUUGUGUUUUCUUCAUCACUACUCAGCUGCUUUGCUUUCCUUGCAGCUUUUUCCACUAAGAAAGAGUUUGUGGCCUCUCUUAUUCUUUAAUUUGUGUAAGUUGAAGGAAUAGCAAUGCAAAAAGAUCCCAGGCCAAAUUUACUUCAAAUUCUUCCUCUUUCCUAUGUGUCUUACCAAAUUUUUCUCUUUUUGUUUCAUUUUCUAGGAUUAAAAGAAAACCUUUAUGACUUGUUAUUUUGUUAGCCUUAUUAAUGUAACCUUUCCUUAACCUCAAGAAUUUGAGAAUUUUUGUAUUACAUGUGUGGAUAAAGUUGAAAGCCACUCUUUGAGAGUCAAGACUGUAUAGUGAAAUCAGUAUACAGUACUUUUUGGUGUGAAUGAUUUAUCUAAUUCAGAGUUCAGGUUUCAAACAAUACUAUUCCUUCUAAGAAGAUAGAACCCAUAUAUACAAAUGUGCCUGAUAAUUUAUAUGUAAGGGAGUAUUAUGCAAAACGAUAUCUUUUUGGUUGGAGCUAUUUUCUCCCAGUUAGAAAUAACUAGUAACAUUUAGCAUGAAGUUUACAAUAUUUGAUUUUUGCUCCAUGAAUGCAACUAAUUUUUGCAAUUAAAUAUGGAGUUUAUAAUACUAAAAAUGGGUUGUCAAUCUCAUGUGCCUAGCAGCUGACAAUGUGGGAAGCUGAUCAACUACAGCAAGAGUACUACAUGAAGGUAUUCCAGUUCAAGAGAUUAAAAACCAUUCUGCCUGUCAGAAUAUAUCCUGAAGAUUGCCUUUUUUGUAAGCCAUGGUCUGAGUUUUUUCGGGGUCUGAAAUUUAUAAAAUAAUGAAAUUUUAAAAUACUAAACACGUUGGUUUUAUUUUUAAGUAAUGUUACUUUAAAAUUAAAAGAUAAGCAUUAAUAAGAUCAGAUAUCAUGAAAUCUAGUUAUUAUAAAUUCCAUCUAUAUUUAAAGUAUUCUAAAAUAACUUAUUGGUAGCUAUUUUUUUUCCUAAAAGAUGAAUAGAGUUUUUUUGAUUAUAGGUUUAUUUUUUAUUUUUAUUAUUUUUUAUUUUUUAAAGGGCCAAUAUGGUUAUGAACAAGAUUUAUAUGGUUAGCUUCUGUUCUUUCAUAAAAGUUCAGAUAAAAAUCAUUUUAGCUGUUACCUAAAAUUGAAGUCUUUAAAAAUGGCAGAUGUUAAUUUAAAAGCAGAUAUACUAAUUCAGUUUGCUGUAUGAUGAUAAUCUAAUGGAAGUUUCAUAAGCUUUUUUUUGUCCUAACUUGAAAAGUAUGUUAGAGUUCUAGAAUAUGUGUUAAGCCAAGAAUUUUAUUCACUUAAAUAUGUUUACAUCCUAUUUAAGAGAAGCAAAAAAAAGUGUGUAUAACUAUAGUGAACAAUAUAGUCUUGUUCAUAUCUGUUUGCCAAAAGAAGAAUAAAGUGAAUUAAAAAAAAUAAUGUGUAUUCAUUAUAGAAAAUUACUACUUUUUUAUGAAGUAAAUAGAAUGAAAAUUUCUGUUAAUAAAAGUUACAGGUGACAAAAGAUUUAGAUUCAUUUAAUUUUGCCAUCAUUUUAUAGGGAAAAGGUCAAGAAAAGAGGAGACAUUGUCCUAUAGUAUAGAACUAAAGCAGGCCCCAUAGAUGACCUUGCAGCCAGGUUCCAAUGCUCAGUGUUACAGUAAAACUUGUGCUUCUUGUUUAUAUCCAAAGUCAUGUGCGUAGGAGAUAAUACCUUCUCAGUCAUGGGAGAAAUGUCCCUACCCACAAAUUCUAGGCUAAUGAACUAUUUCUGAGAUGAAAAUUUUAGUGUAAUAUAUUGCUGCCUAAUUAACAUUCAAUUUGAAAUCUUAACCAAGAGCAUCAAAUCGUUAUUAUGUUACAGUAUUUCACAUUAUGAGGGCAAUUUUCAUUUGUUUGUUUUUUUAUAUCCACAGUGACUCAUAAGUGGAUACAUUAAUAUCUCCCAUGCUUCAAUAAAUAUUAAUGAAAUGUCUAGACUGUUACAAUCGAAACAUUUACAGCAUGACAAAGCAGGCUUUGAUCACCAGUAAGCUAUCUGUAAUGAAUAACCUACCAUUGUUUUAUUCGUCAGACAUCCCAUCAUCAGGGAACACUUCUUUAGCAAUGUGUUUCUGUCCACAGAGCAUUAGACAGGAUUCUAGAAGCAGCCUUGCCUAAAAUUAUCCCUUUGAACUUAAGGUAAUCAAUUUUCCCUGACCUCAAUCCUUGUUAAUAAAAAUGAGCUUAUUAAAUAAGCAAAAGAUGUUUUUAAAUCUAUAUUUCAGAGUCUCUAGGGUUUAAUUCAGUAGUUCUCUAACAAAAGCCUAUGAACCUAUGCUAGAUUAUGACAUAGUUUCCAUCCAUGUUCCAUUUGCAAAAUGAGAAGUAUAAGGAUCGUAUAGUACAUUGUUCAUAAAACCAAAUGGAACAAUCAUGUUCUUUCUUUUUAUUGAUAGCUAUUUUUGCUUCUCUUCUGUUUGCAUUGAUCCUUCCUAGAAUUUCCAGAGCCUCAUUAUUCAUACUGAAAUAAACUUAAUAGAAAAUUUACAUUUAGUAUUGAGAAUUCAUUGAUAAUGUCAAAGUGGUACAUUUUUUCUCGGUGCUGUAUAAAUAUUACCUCAAGUGAUUUGUAUUGAAAUAUUUUUUCUGGUGUUAAAUAAAAGAAACUCAUCAGGCUAGGUUGAGCCAAAAAAGGGGGCAAGGAAGAAGGGAAGUAGGGGGGGCACAGUGCCUGACAUAGAUAUUGGUUGAAUGUUGUUGAACCAGGAACCAAGGCAACUUAAAGUCCUUAACAAGAAAUCCACAGAUGUUAUCCCUAGAGUGCUGCUAUUAAUAUGAGUUUGACUCCCAGCCUCUGUGUCACUCAGCUCCAAAUCCCACAAUUCCGGGGGUCAAAUCUUUUUGGUUUAACUUAGGUCACAUGUCUAUCAGGUUUUUCCAUAGCUUGCCCCUGUCUACUGGGAAGGAGGCCUCCCUGUAGGUCAAACAGUCUCUCCUGAAGUGUGUUUUACACUGAUAGUUAAUGACAUUCUCUUCCUGAUGGGUCUCAAUAUUACUCUUUUCUCUCCUUAACGUUCUAGUUAAUUCAGUAUUUAUUUAUCCACUCUAUUUCUUAGUGAUAGUCAUAUUUUAUCAGUAAGCAAAUCAUUCAUUUUCUUCCUCUCCAUGCAUAUCUCAGCUCUUUGGGUUUACAUCGAUUUUAAAUUCUACCACAAGCAAAUGUAUUUUAUGCUUUCACUGUUACUAGUAGCUAUUAGAAGUAUUAAUCAGUUCCAAAUUAGUUGGUGGUUCUCAA
Rhinolophus ferrumequinum (greater horseshoe bat) is the source of this 5321-nucleotide messenger RNA. Its product is annotated as deubiquitinase OTUD6B-like. Gene Ontology annotation, biological process: protein deubiquitination. NCBI's taxonomy places the organism in Eukaryota, Metazoa, Chordata, Mammalia, Chiroptera, Rhinolophidae. The record is from RefSeq and is a predicted model, not a curated record. Gene Ontology annotation, molecular function: cysteine-type deubiquitinase activity. The transcript is spliced from 3 exons. Bases 328 to 1203 code for a protein of 291 amino acids.